This is a messenger RNA of Calypte anna (Anna's hummingbird), 1366 nucleotides long. RefSeq names its product protein phosphatase 1 regulatory inhibitor subunit 14D (gene PPP1R14D). The record is from RefSeq and is a predicted model, not a curated record. Lineage: Eukaryota; Metazoa; Chordata; Aves; Apodiformes; Trochilidae. Gene Ontology annotation, molecular function: protein serine/threonine phosphatase inhibitor activity. Gene Ontology annotation, cellular component: cytoplasm. Gene Ontology annotation, biological process: regulation of phosphorylation. The coding region runs from base 343 to 723 and encodes 126 amino acids. The transcript is spliced from 4 exons.
AGCUGACUUGUGUUAAAUAUUAACACACUUCGUUCAUCAAUUCCCUGGUUCACUUGGCUUCUUUUAACAACAGAUGUUAUUACAACAAGUCCACUGCCUUCCACCCUGCUCCUGAUGGUGAAACCCAAGAAUCUGCUGGUGUAACUCUGCCUGCAGAGCCUGGCUCCUACCCCCAUCCUCCUCCCUGGGCUCACCAAUGCUUCCAGCCUCUGGGCUCUGGGAGUAGCUUGGGCUGGGAGCCACCGGGUGCUGAGAGGAGUUGGGUGAAAAAGACAGGGGGGAAAAGAGUGAGGGAAGCCACAGGAAGGUGAGUUCCUGCUAUCAGAGGAAAAAGCAGUCAGCAUGGCCAGCAACUCCAGCACGCUGCCCAGGGUGACUUUCCAGACCCCCGAGAAACCCGGGGAGGAAUCAUCACACAGGAAACUGGGGAAAUUGACCAUCAAGUACAACCGCAAAGACCUCCAGCGCUGGCUGGACCUGGAGGAGUGGAUCAACAACCAGCUGCAGGAGCUGUACCAGUGCCGGCUAAGAGAAGAAACAGAGGAAGCAGCUCCAGAACCACAAAUUGAUCUUGAAGAUCUCCUGGAAGUCCCUAAUGAAGAACAGAAAUUAAAACUACAGGAAAUCCUCCAUGAGUGCUCCAGCCCAACAGAGGAUUUCAUCACGGAACUGCUCAGUCGAUUGAGAGGUCUCCGGAAAGUCACCAAUCCUCAGAAGAAAUGACCUUACCCACACGGAACACCCAGCUUCGGGCACAAGGAAACACACAACUUCCUCACAAAAAAAACCCAAACAAGAUCAGUGACAUCACUUCAGAAUGUUUAGGACUUACUGUUAUUGAGAAACAUCACCAAGUUUGUGAACUUUGUACCGGGGGUUUGAAGUCUCUUCUACUUCCAGACCUAUGCACACAGCAGGGGGAUAAAUUGUGUAUUUUCCUGUUUUUAAAGGGCAUCUUAGCCUGGGAAAAAGGACAUGUCCUUACUUUCAUUUCUUCUAGGAGUUUCCAUGCUGGCUGAGGAGCACCAAAUACAAUUCUCAGGAGCUCAUCAAGGCUUCUUUCUUUCCAUCCACUGCAAGGAAAACAAGGCACUGGUUAUCACUCAUUCAUCAGCGUGGAAGAUCCAGUUACUGUUAAUCUGCACCCUGUGGCAGGCUGGCUGGGACACACCAGUGAUUUCCUGCCUGUUACUGCUGGACUUCACUGCAGCACUGCACCUACUUCUAAGGCUUAUUAAGCCCCUGUUGCUCAUGAAGGCUGGACAGAAAAUACACAGCAGGAGGGAAGAAAAAUGCUCAAAUGCACCCAGUCUACCUAAGGGGAAGUUAGUGAAACAGCUGCUAAGGAUGAGAGAUUUAUUCUUCC